AUUCUUUGUAUACCUGCUUAGAAGAUGGUAGUUUUCCUGAGAGUUAGUCACUGAAUAAGAUUUCUGGUCUACAUCUUAGCGUUCCAUGAUUUCUAUCUUCCUGUGCCAUGUCAUCUCUGUGGUUUGUUGUUUUUCACUUCUCACAUUUUUUGAAGUUGUCUCUUGUUUUUUUUGUGCAAGCUUGUUGGAUGUGAAAUUAGAGAAAGCGGUUUUUGAAUUUUGCAGUUUUUUUUUUGGAGAGUAGUACCAGGCCGGAUGAAAUCGUUUUCAUUUUCAUAAAGAAUGGCCAGACUAACUAUAUGACUACCAUUUAUCGCUCUAUACAUUAUAAAUUUGUAAUUGUGAACAUUAUAAGUUGUGAUUUUAGUGUAUGAAACUGAACAAUAAAACUGGAGGCCUCUCUGAAAGUUAUAAUGAGUGGUAAUAACAAAAAUACAAUCAGGUUUCACCAGUACCAUGGUGAAAACAUAGUGCUUUCAGAAGAUAAUACUGUGGCAUACAGAAACAGGAGUUUUGCAAAUGCAGUUACAUUCAGUGAAAGACCACUGCAACCGGGGGAGAUUUUUUUAGUGGAAAUAGAACAAAAUGAAAGUGGCUGGAGUGGACACAUGAGGCUAGGUCUAACCCAACUUGAUCCACAUACCAUAUAUCGCACUGGCUCUAUUCCACAGUUUGCUUUGCCAGAUCUGGCAGAGUCAGGCAGAUCAUGGAUAUAUGGCAUAAGUAAAGCUCAUAAUUAUUGCAUCUUUCCUCCUACUUUACCAUCUAACGUCAGUUUCCGAAAAGGAAUAACUAGCGCAUUUCAGACAAUGAAUGGUGAAAACAGCUUUAUCAAAACUUGUCGUGGGUCCUUGCCACUCAGCUUAUUAAAGCCAUUAAGAUCUCCAUGUGAAGAUAUCCUUCCUACUGACAUGGGAAGCCGAAUUGGGGUUAUAUAUGUGCCAACAGAUCCACAGCAUGCGAAUAUGCAUUAUAUCAUUAAUGGUGAAGAUCAAGGACCUUGCAUAAGAGGCAUUCCAUUCACAACGGCACCACUACAUGUUGUUGUUGAUGUCUAUGGUACCACCAAGAAAGUACGGAUUGUACAGUUGUAUGUUGUUCCUAGUCUGCAGUCAGCUUGUCGAGAUGCCAUCCUUCAGCACAUAACAAAAAAUGCAAUCUCAUCACUCCCUCUACCCAAAAUGUUAAAGGAAUACUUACUUUACCAGACUUGAGUAUUAAAUAUAUGUGUAAAGACUCUUGUGAAGCAUGGUGUUGAAACAGGCCUUAUGGAUGAGGUCAGUCUUUACAGGAGGAUAUGCUAAAUUGGGAUAUGCAUUGUUUUUCCAGUCAUUUCUUUUGAGAAAAGAAAGUAAUAUUUUGAAUUUUAAAAGUUUAUUGUUAUUCCUGAACAUAUAUUGAAUGUUGCUACAUUAUUUUUGUGUAGUAUAAGUGAAUGCCUUUUAUAUGAAUUUUAUCAUUUUUUUCUUUCUUAAAUGAUGUAAACCCCUUUUUGAUAAUAAAACUAUAAAAUUUA
This is a messenger RNA of Acanthoscelides obtectus, 1516 nucleotides long. NCBI's taxonomy places the organism in Eukaryota, Metazoa, Arthropoda, Insecta, Coleoptera, Chrysomelidae. The record is from the annotation of a GenBank genome assembly.